Cetraspora pellucida is the source of this 450-nucleotide messenger RNA. Lineage: Eukaryota; Fungi; Glomeromycota; Glomeromycetes; Diversisporales; Gigasporaceae. The record is from the annotation of a GenBank genome assembly.
AUGCAAAUUACUAGUAGUCAAAAUUUGACUGAAAAAUUAAAAAAAGAACUUCAAAAAAUGAGAAAAGAUAGAUUGAAUUUUCUAUUUAAUUACAAUGCAGAAUUUAACAGAAUUCAACAAAGGAUUCAAGAUAAAACUGAUAUAGAAAGAUUAAAAGAUUUUUGGUUAAAAGAAAUUGCUAAAUCUAAAUUAAAAACUGCUAAUAAAAAAAAACUUAAUGAUCUUAGACAAGAAUGUAUCAAAGAAUUAGAACAAUCACAGUCUGGAACAAAUGAUUUCAAUUAUAUCAUGAAUGAAAUACAAGAUGAAAAUUGUAUCCUACUAUUGAAAACUAAAUCAAACACUAAUGAAAGACAAGUUGCUUCUCUAUCAAAUAAUAAUACUCUUGCAAAUAAUAUUAAUAAACUAAAUCAAACACUAAUGAAUAAUGAUCAAAAUAAAAUGAUUUAG